Molecule: messenger RNA, 1197 nt
Organism: Daldinia loculata
Lineage: Eukaryota; Fungi; Ascomycota; Sordariomycetes; Xylariales; Hypoxylaceae
Product: SGNH hydrolase
Exons: 4
Coding region: 279-1043 (254 amino acids)
Source: RefSeq, a predicted model, not a curated record
GAGAAGAUAUCAUUAUUCUUAACCCCUGAUUGGCGGGUGCGUUCCAGUUCCAACGCCUUCGGUAGAAAUACUCCCGCAGUGAUCGGGCCGUACCUACUUACCUACCUACCUAUGCAUGCGUUACGGGUAGCCGACCAACUCUCCCCUCAUCCCUCUGUCCACUAUUUUAGCUUGAGUUUGUCCGGUACCUAGGCAGUUUGUGGGUGUGGCUAGUUUCAAUCUCAACCUCGCUACUAGUACUGAGCAACUUACAUUCUUCCAAGUACUCAGUUGAGACCAUGGCUAAACCAUAUAAUCAAGUAGUCCUUUUUGGGGAUUCGCUCUUCCAAGGCGCUAGCGAAGUUCAAGGUGGCUUCUCGUUCCAAGGUGCUCUACAAAGUCAGUGUAUGCGACACCUAGACGUGAUCAACAGAGGAUUCUCCGGCUACAAUACCAAGAAUGCCUUGCAAUUGCUUCCGCAGAUAUUCUUGCCGCCGUCACCCUCAAAUCCGAGAAUAGAGUACCUUCUAGUCUUGCUAGGUGCGAAUGAUGCGUGCAUCGAUAUUCCGACCAACACUCAGGGCGUCCCAAUCGAUCAAUAUAAAGAGAACUUGACUAAGAUAAUCACUCACGAAUACAUUAAAGCCCACGGCCCUAAGAUCCUGCUUGUUACGCCCCCUCCUAUUGAUGAAAUCCGAAUUACCGAGCUUGACCUGGCACUCGGACAUCCGCAGGCAACGCGGCAAGCGGCCGUUAGCGCUGCUUAUUCUGAGACGGCUAGAAAGGUGGCGGUAGAAAUUCCUGGGGUGGUGCUUAUCGACCUCCAGAAAGCCAUCCUGGAUAAAGCUACCUCCCUAACGGCGGAUUUCGACGCGGGCGGGUCUCCCUUGGGAUAUCCUGGAGGUAAAAGAGGUGCCUUGGAGCAACUUUUGCCAGAUGGAUUACAUAUGAGCGGAGAUGCUUACAAGGUCUUAUUUGACAUUGUCAAGCCACAUAUCGGCCCAUUCCCAGAGAAGCAGGGAGUUUUCCCAGAUUGGCGUGUGCUUAACCCUGGGACGUUAUAAUUGUUCAUACAUAUAUAUAGUUAUGACAUAUAUUAGGUACCUACCCGGGUGGGGGAGGUUUUAGAACAGAAUAACUUUACUUUAUUAAAGUUGGAUAAUGCGGUAACGUUUUUUAAAUAUAUUAAUAAAAAUAUAUUAUUUUAUUUUUAAUAAA